Racocetra persica is the source of this 602-nucleotide messenger RNA. The record is from the annotation of a GenBank genome assembly. NCBI's taxonomy places the organism in Eukaryota, Fungi, Glomeromycota, Glomeromycetes, Diversisporales, Gigasporaceae.
AUGGCAAAUAAAUAUUCGAAACCUAAAUUUAUCGGACUUGAUAUUGCUCCAGUUCAAACUGAUGAAAAUAAACCUCCUAAUACUGAAUUUAUUCAGGCAAAUGUUUUAGAACGUUUACCUUUUGAUGAUAAUACGUUCGACUUUAUAUUUCAACGUUUUUUAUUAAGCGGAAUUCCUUUAGAUAAAUGGGUAUCUGUGAUUAAUGAAUUAGUCCGUGUAUUAAAACCUGGUGGUUACCUAGAGUUAGUAGAAAACGAUUUGCAAUAUAGCGUAAUGGGUCCCGCUACAAAAAAGAUUAUUGAUUGCUGUAAGAAUUAUAUCAAUUUCAUUCGUCAAGAUGGUCCUUUACAAUGUAAUAUUCUAACAUUAUCCUAUAUAAAUAUGCUUUUAGUAUCUAUUCUGCUUCAUGAACGUGGCUUAGACACUACUGUAUGUCAUAGAAUACAAAAUUAUUUAGAAGCAAAUAAAAGUCUUCAUAAUGUUCAUUGUGAAGAAAAGAAACAACUGGACGGUCAAUUUGCUAGCAAAGCGAUCAAAAUGCUCGCUGAAGAUUACGCUACUGCUCUAAUCGGUAUUAAAUCUUCACUUAUAAAUAUAGUUGG